Molecule: messenger RNA, 969 nt
Organism: Vigna umbellata (rice bean)
Lineage: Eukaryota; Viridiplantae; Streptophyta; Magnoliopsida; Fabales; Fabaceae
Product: superoxide dismutase [Cu-Zn], chloroplastic
Biological process (GO): superoxide metabolic process
Molecular function (GO): copper ion binding
Source: RefSeq, a predicted model, not a curated record
UUUUAUAAUUUGCUUUUAACCACAGAUUCACUCACAUUCUGUGUAGCAUUAUCACAAACAUCUAAACCUCUUUUCACUUUCCGUCACAAUGCAUCUAGCAAUGGCAGCCAACGCUGUCGUCGCUCCGUCGCCGUUCCAACCCAGCUCGCUUCUCCGGUCAUCUUUCUCCGGCGUCUCCGUUAAGCUCACUCCCCAAUCCCUAACCUUUUCGCGCUCGAGGACCCUCACCGUCUUCGCCGCCACCAAGAAGGCCGUCGCCGUUCUCAAGGGAACCUCCGCCGUCGAAGGCGUAGCCACCCUAACACAAGAAGACGAUGGCCCAACAACGGUUACUGUUCGCAUUACUGGCCUUACUCCGGGGCUUCAUGGUUUUCACCUUCAUGAGUAUGGUGAUACCACAAAUGGGUGUAUUUCGACAGGAGCACAUUUUAAUCCUAAAAAAUUGACACAUGGUGCUCCUGAGGAUGAAAUCCGUCAUGCGGGUGACCUGGGAAACAUAGUUGCUAAUGCAGAUGGGGUUGCAGAGGCUUCAAUCGUGGAUAUUCAGAUACCACUCUCUGGCCCCAAUUCAGUAGUUGGAAGAGCCUUGGUGGUUCAUGAGCUUGAGGAUGAUCUUGGAAAGGGGGGUCAUGAACUUAGUUUGACAACUGGAAAUGCUGGUGGAAGAUUAGCAUGUGGUGUGGUUGGUUUGACUCCAGCAUAAUUAGUGGAGCGAAUGUUUAGUCGUGUUAUUUUUCCGAUGAUGUUUUUUUUUUCUUUCUUUGGGUUACCCCCAUCCCGUGAAGCACGAUGACUCGCUGUUGUUUGCUUUCUUCAGUCGCCAUGUAAACUAUAAAGCAUUAUGUCCAUCAAAAGACAAGUGCGCAAAUGAAUCUUGAAAACAUAUCAGUCCUUCACCGGUGUGCACACCCGAAUAAAAUUCAUCAUGCGGUCAGGUGUUUAUUCCCCCUAAUGAAAUUGAUUUCUGUA